Exophiala viscosa is the source of this 2946-nucleotide messenger RNA. RefSeq names its product phosphatidylethanolamine N-methyltransferase. Gene Ontology annotation, molecular function: phosphatidylethanolamine N-methyltransferase activity. The transcript has 2 exons. Lineage: Eukaryota; Fungi; Ascomycota; Eurotiomycetes; Chaetothyriales; Herpotrichiellaceae. Gene Ontology annotation, biological process: phosphatidylcholine biosynthetic process. The record is from RefSeq and is a predicted model, not a curated record. The coding region runs from base 1 to 2946 and encodes 981 amino acids.
AUGGCUGAAGUGACCGACAAUGUCCCUGCUUCCCAGUCAGCAGCAGAGGGCCUCCGUCAACGAAAUGCUCCCAUACGCGCCACCACCUCGGAGGAGGCUAGACAGACUGUCCUAGACAUGAACGCUGCCGAAGAGAAUUCUGACAAACUGGAGAAGGACCGAAAGACGUUCGGCCGGACCCCAGAUGGCACCGUCUUCACUGUGCCAUUUACACAUGACAUGGUCUCGCAAUUGCUGUCGCCCUCGGAGCCUAAAAACUUCGGCGACAUCCUAGUCUUGCUCAUUCUCGCACUACAUAUUCUGCUAGCGUGGGCCUUGCCUUCAGGCUACCGAGAACCAACAAUUGCAGCCAUCUUCCUUAUAUGGAGGGCAGGUUACAACAUUGGCAUUGGCUACCUUCUGCACAUGCAAUCUCAUCAUAAGAUGCUUGUGAGGUGGGCACGCAGGCUCAAGCUGUUUCCCAGUGCUUCCGGUGGCCAGAAUCCGCAUCCCAGAGUGCGUGCAUUUGUCAAGCGCGAGCUCGAGACCAAAAUCCCCAAGGAUUACGACUUCGAUACCGCACCCAUUGAGUACAAUACUUGGCUAGUAUUCCGACGUAUAGUCGACCUCAUUUUGAUGUGUGACUUUACCUCCUACAUGCUCUUUGCCAUAUCAUGUGGCCACCGACCCGUUGGGGAAUCCAUAUUCAUGACCGCUUUCCGCUGGAUCGUUGGCAUUUCUCUCUUUGCCUUCAACCUCUGGGUCAAGCUGGACGCACAUCGAGUUGUCAAAGACUUUGCCUGGUAUUGGGGCGACUUCUUCUACCUCAUCGACCAAGAGUUGACCUUUGAUGGAGUUUUCGAGAUGGCACCCCAUCCUAUGUAUUCGAUAGGUUAUGUCGGCUAUUAUGGCAUCUCCCUGAUGGCCGCCAGUUACCAAGUACUCUUCAUCUCAAUCAUCGCCCAUGCUGCUCAGUUCGCAUUUUUGGUGCUGGUCGAAAGUCCGCAUAUCGAACGUACCUACAGCUCUCCGCCCCCACGAAGAUCAAUCAACGAACUGCCGCUCGCAGCACAUGCCGAAAAGGCCCUGUCUGAGCCAACAACUACCACUGAUAUUUGGCCGCACCCUGCCCACGCGCAACCUUCCCAAACGCACAAUCUUCUGGGCCUCAAUAACAUCGACUUUUAUCGAACGACCGACUGGGCUGUUUUCGUCUUACAGAUCUACAUAUUUGCGUUGACCGUACUGACGCCGAACACAAGCUUCUAUCAAGCGUUUUUCGUGAUCAACGCCCUCUUUUGGCGACUCUGGUUUUCGGCUGGUAUCGGCUACAUGCUUAAUCGGCAAUCGGCCAAGAAGAAGUGGACCAGACAUUUCUUGAAGUAUGGCGAGAGCAUUGGAGAAGCUUGGAGGCAAUGGAAAGGCGUAUAUCAUAUCAGCAUGAUCCUCUGCUAUGCUUGGUUUGCAGCCGCAGCCUGGAAAAUGUACACCCUGCCGGCCGACUGGAACUACGGCCUUGCUCUUCUGAGGCACGUCCUAGGGUUCGGACUCAUUGCUCUUCAAGUAUGGGUUUCCUUCAGCAUCUAUGACCAGCUAGGCGAAUUCGGGUGGUUCUUUGGAGACUUCUUCUUCGACCAUUCUCCAAAGCUGACAUAUGGUGGGAUCUACCGUUUCCUGAACAAUCCGGAGCGUGUUCUUGGGUUGGCCGGGGUCUGGGGCGUGGCACUGAUCACCAGCAGCAGAGCAAUGUUUUGCCUUGCACUACUGAGCCAUACCUUGAGUCUAGCGUUUAUUCAGCUUGUCGAGCGCCCACAUAUGCAGAAGCUCUAUGGCCGAAGUCUAAGACAAGAUGCCGGCUUGGUGCGAAGCUUACGCCGAUCACUCCCACCCCCACUACGACAAUGGCAAGAUGAGAUGGACAAGAUAUUGAGCGAUUCAUUCGACUAUCUCGAAGAUUUCUUCGAUGCCGUGAGUCCGAAAUUGGCGGCUAGCGUGAACAGCAUCGUUAAGGACACCAAGAACCUCAUUCCAAAAACCCCGGCUCGCAUGUCAUUUUCCACAUCUGAACCUGAGCUGGCUCGCCUGAACCCGAAGGAUUACCGACUUGAAAUUGAAGGGACGCGGGCAGCUGAUUCGCAACGCUCAAAGGAGAGAGAAUCUGAUGCAGGAAGGAAACCAGCUGAAGGGACGACUGAUCACAAAGCUCUUAUAUUUGAGUAUGGUGCUCCAAUCAAAGUCAAGUGGACUGCGCCUGUCAAUCACGGAAAGCAAGACUGGGUUGGUCUAUACAUGGUAACCGAUAAUGCGCAUCGCGAUGUGACCAAGCUGUCAUCAGCAGGACGCUGGAUUGCCACCAACCCGGGUGAGUUCAAUCUCCUGGGUUCUGAAGUUGGCCUCAUCUCGAGCGAUGUGAAGACGACUACCAAGGAUGAGAAUGGCGAUGAGAAAGAAUGCGUGACUGGCGAGAUGGUCUUCUCUGGCGACAAACUGUUCUGGACGCAAGGCACCUUCGAAUUCAGGUACCAUCAUAACGGCAAACACAACGUGAUGGCUAUAUCCCUGCCCUUCGAGAUCCGCAUUCCGCGUUUCAGUGAGGACGAGCUAGAGGGUCCUGAGGGCGACAUUGUGGGUACCGCAUCGGCACAGAACGACACGAUGAUCCGCCACUCGAUCGAAAAAACACUGCUACCUGUCGUGCAAAAUUGUUUCGACCGUGAUCCAGAAAUUGCACCAAGCACACCUUCAGAGGCGUUCGGAAGUCUGGUCGAACGGGAUGGAAAAUAUGCUAAGCGCGUUGUGUAUGCCAUCCAUCAAAUGUUUGGAAUCGAGUUUGCGCCGCAGGUGGUCAAGGCAGAUGGCAAAGUUGAGAACCUGGCAUGGCGGAUAUUGGAAGCGAAGAAAGUACUGGCUCCGUUUAGUAUGUCGAGGUCAAGAGGAACGAGCACGCCGGUCGAGGAGAACACAUAG